Messenger RNA from Fonsecaea multimorphosa CBS 102226, 972 nucleotides. RefSeq lists its product as uncharacterized. The record is from RefSeq and is a predicted model, not a curated record. The transcript has a single exon. Bases 1 to 972 code for a protein of 323 amino acids. Lineage: Eukaryota; Fungi; Ascomycota; Eurotiomycetes; Chaetothyriales; Herpotrichiellaceae.
AUGUCCUCGUCAGAAAAUAGCACGACUAGUGUCAUUAUCUUCGGGCCAACUGGUAAUGUUGGUUCCGCUACUACUCUGGCCGCCCACGGACAAGGCGCCAGAGUGUUCCUCGCCAUGCGAAAUCCGGAAAAGGCGAUCCCAGGCUUCACGCCGGAACAAGAGCGAGACGCAGGCUUCGAGAGAGUCUACGCCGACCUCACGAAGCCCGAGACCGUUCAAGAUGCCGUGGCCAAAACUGGAGCCAAGUAUGCCUUCAUCUACGUCGUCAGAUCACCCGAUCAUAUGAAAGCCUCCAUCGUCGCGCUCAAGUCUGCAGGGGUCGAGUUUGUCGUUUUCCUGAGCAGUUACACUGUCCCAGACAACCUGAGCGUGGAGACCAUUUCACCCAGCAACUUCAUCGCCUGGGGUCAUGGCCAGGUCGAGCUCAAUCUGGAUCAGGUCUUUGGAUCAGACGGAUACGUGGCCGUCCGACCUGGUUCUUUCGCAACCAACUCCCUGAGGUGGAGGAAGAUGGUCGAGGAUGGCGAGGUCAAAAUUGCAUAUCCCGAGGCGCCCUUCGACUGGAUCUCGCCAGGAGACAUUGGGAGGGUCUGUGGAGCAGUCAUCGCUAAAGGUCCCCAAGCGGUCGACGGAACUGCUGGGAGAAAAGUUAUUCGACUUUGUGGCCCCGAGAUCAUGUCCCAAGCCGCAGCGGCAGACACCAUCGGCAGAGUCCUUGGCAAAGACCUCAAAGUCACCCGACUUAACGAGCAAGAAGGCGUGGACUUCUUUGUGCAAACUGCCAAUGUGCCGGAGCCGGCAGCGCGGCAGCUGAUCUCGAUGCUCAAGGAGAGAGCAGAAGAAGGAAAAAGUGGUGCAGAAUUGUAUGAGAGCUAUGAGGAGGCAGUCGCCAACAUCUUGAAGUAUGGGGGAAGGCCGCCUACCAGGUUCCACGAGUGGGUAGAGGAGAACAAGUCGAGAUUUGGCGCCUGA